AUGUCAAAAGUUUUGUACCGGGCCAUUUUGCAUGGUCCCAUGAGCUGGAAGGCAUCUCAUCGUAAUUUCGAGAGUCUUGAUACUGCACCUUAUCUUGUGAUUUUUGAACCAACCAGCUCAGUGGUGAUGCUUUCACAAGGAACCAUUUUGAUACCCCAACUUUCCUUACUUACAAACAGGUUGAAAUCACAAAUCCUAUCGGUCUUUGUAUUCGGUGAUUCCUCCACUGCGAAACAACUAGCAUCUGAACUCUACAACUUCAUCGAUAAGAAUUUGUCAGUAUUUGACAUUUACAAAAGUGAAUGGGUUCUAAAACUUCUGGCUAAAUCUUUGGCCUCCUUUCACCUCCCCCUUGAAAUCGUAUUAAAGAGAGUUGAGUGUUCACAAAAGAACAAAAUUAGCAACCCAAAUCCUACUUCUUAUAUUAAUUCUUACAAUAGGUUCAAGAAUAACACUAGUAAUAUUGGACUCCAAGGUGUAAGAAGCGUUUCUAGGUUUCCUUUGGAUUGUGACGGAAAUAGCCAUAACACUCCUAUUAAUUCGCACCUAUAUUACUUAUUUAACAACCAUACAAAUGUUCAUAAAUCAGUUUUUAACACCGGAGAAUUGGGCAACACACAAGAAGGUAGAUUAGUGGGAAACAAGUAUGCUGAGGAACCUAGAAGUGUUAGGAACUUAAAUGAUCGUCUUGAUUCCUACAGUCUUAGGAUAGGCUUAGAAGAGGGAUUCAAUGUGAUCAACACCUCAACUGAUUUAAUUCAAAAGCUGUUCCAAGCUGUCGAGAGGAAAGGGCCCAAAAUAAACAGGCUUUCCUUAAACUUCUAUAAAAUUCUUAGACCAGAACAAAAACUUGAGCCCAACGUAAAUAAUUCCCCGUUAAAGGAGAAACUCUUUGCUAAUACUGCCAAAGAACGGCUUAAUAGAGAGACUAAAAAGUUAGUUCCACCUAUGAAUACUGUUUCACCCUCUGAAUUCCCUCCCAACCGUAUUAUAUCACCCAUUAGAUACAUUGAACCGCCUGUUAGAUAUCCUAGAUCAUCUAUUAAAUGUGUUGAUGGAGGUAUUAAUCAGGUUAAUUAUAGCUCAAUCGCAUAUAAAUAUGCAUCAAAUCUGAGAAUAAACGAGGGGGUCUGUAUUCCAGGUCAGGUUUGUUCACCACUUUCAGCAAGUUUAAACCUAUUGGAUAACCAACCUAAUUUAUCGCCAAUGAAAAGGAUUAAUGACGCUGAAAUUGACAAAUUGGUACAAAAAGAAGUUAAAGAAAAAGAAUCUGAGCUCCCAAGUUUAACAAAUAUUUUAGGUUCUCUUACCAACGUGAUUAAUAAGAACACAGAAGCAAUUAGUUUACCCAGUUCUUCAGAUAUGGUCUCUGGGGACAAAGUUCCGCCCUCUAUUUCAUUAAAUGGUCAACCAAAUAAGGGAGAUGGUCCUUUAGUCAACAGUAACCAGCUUUCCAAUCCACUUCCAAACUUAUUUUCAGAGGAUAGAAAUUCUCCUGUUAAGGAUAAUAUGACUAAAACCCAAAAAAACAAAUUAAUGGCAAACAAAAGUUUCGGGAGCAUGUCAACAAACGAUCUUUUGAGUUUUGAUUCUCAAGCUUCAAUUAAUAAUCCAAACAAUUUUUCAAAUUUUGAAAAUGAGAAUUUUGGUUCUAUUACUGAUUCAGUCUCUGAUAGCCAAUUACUAGAAUUUAAUGAUAAAUUUACAGAUGUCAAACUUGAUGAUUUACAACUUAAGCCCUUCAAUAAAACCAAGGAAUCAUUAUUAGGUCUUGAUAAAGCCCUUUUCAAUAAUUCUUCUUAUCCAUUUUCUGUUAAUCGCUCUGGUGACCUAUCCCUUGAUAACGUAAAAUUAAAUAAAGAAAAUUUAACAGGUGUGACCGAUGUAGUUCAACCCGCAGAACUGGUUGACAGUGAUGCAGAUGGUUUUGUUGAAGAAUACGCAGAAGCUUUAGAAAGAGCUUCAGAAUCCUUUAUUAAAACACCUAACAAGGAAUUUGACUCUGUUAACACAGUUGAAAAUAACACCAACCUAGUUAAGGAAAUCGAGGAUUGUAAAAACGAAGUAGUCGAAGACGUUGAAGAUAGGUUGAGUGAAUCAGUUCCAGAAACUGAUAAUUUAAGUGAUUUUUCAGAAAAUUCCUCUAGUUUUUUUAAUGAUGAACUUUUAUGUAACAAUCAUGUACUAGCCAAUAAGAUGUUACAAAAAUGUUGGUAUGGAGCUAAAAGGCCAACUAAAGAGGACUCAAAGGAAAUUAAAAUGACCGAAGAAAAGGAUCAAGAAUCUUCAACCUCUAGCAUCCCAUCUGAAAGACCCGAAUUAAACAAUUUGUUGAACGAUUUUAACGAGUUAAUCAAUAAGAAUGAUUUUUUAUACGAAGAGAUUGCAAAAUACAAGAGUAAAAUAUCAAAGUUGAGGCAACAAAUAAAAAACUUGAAAUCUAACCAUAAGUAUGAGUUGGAAGAUGUAAUAAAUAACAAUUUCUUGUCUGAAGAUAAGCUUAGAUCAACUAUAAAUGAAAACAACACGACUAUAAAAAUGAUGGAACAAGAAAGAAUAAAGCUAAAUGAGACUCUAGAACAACAUAAAAUGGUAAUCAAGCGUCUGGGUCGUGAGAAAGUUGAAGCAGUACAACAAUUUUCAAAGCUAGAAGAUGAAUAUAACAAGCUUCAAAUUUCUAAGGAAACUGAAAAGACUGAGAAAACCAAUUAUAAUAAGCUCAAGGCUCAAACUGAAGAACUCAGGUCUGAAAACGAAGUUCUAUCCAACAACGUCAGAUCAUUAAAUGAAAAACUACAUAUUAUAGAGCUAGACCAUCAAACAAACUUAGAAAUGGUUGCAGAGUUAAGAGAAUCCAAUGUUAAAUUAACCAGUGAGAAUAAGGCAUUGUCCUCAAAUGAGCAUCAGCUAUCAAAUGAAAUUAAAAUGCUAAGGACCAAAGAACAUCAACUAACCGCCGAGAACAAAUUAUUAAGAACGAAGGAAUUACAAUUAUUAGGGGAAGUUAAACUAUUAAGGACCAAUGACGUGAGACUAAAUGAGGAACUGAGGCAAACUAAAUUGUUGUUAUCAGAUUAUGAGAAUAAAACUGAAAAACUAGAGUCUAAGAUGUCAAUAUUGGAAAACAACAAUACGGUGCUGUUAAAAAAUUUGGAGACCACUAAGACUGAGCUUGUACAUUUCAAAACUUCAUUUGAGACUUCAAGGGUUGAGAAACUCAAACUUGAAUCAAAAUACCAGCAACUUCAAUCCAGCGUUGAAAGGGUCGAGAGCAUUAAUCAUUCUUUGCGAAACGAACUCUUAGGUGUCAAAAAAGUUCUAGAAGACAAAACUAAAGAUAAUAUCAAUUUAACUUCACGUUUGAGUGACAAAGACAAGGAGGUUAACAAUAUUAAGAAGGAUAGAAUUGAUAUAAAAAACAGUUAUGAGACUCUUUUAAGAGACUACAAUUAUCUAAGAACUUCAUACGAGGCAGUUGAAAUCUCACUAAAGAAAUUUAAAAACUUUGAUGAGGGCCUUAGACGUGAAUACCAGAUCAAAUCAGACGAGAAUGAAGAGCUAUUACGCCAAUUACAGGCCUUCAAAUACUGUGUUGACAAGUUCAAGGCAGAUAAUGACCUUAGGGAAGCCAAACUUCAGGAAUUGCAUUCAAAGGCAGUUGCAAGACUAUUCUGGGUCCUUUACUCCUACAAUAAACUAAGGAAAGAAUUAGCUAUUAAUAAGGUAAAGGUUACUCUUAUGGCUCACAAAAAUAAUUCUGUUCUAGUAAGGACUCUUAUUAGAUCGAUACUGCUGUCGAAAGCAAAACUUGCCAAACGAAACUGUCAAUUACUAAGAGUCAUUCAUGCUCUACAAAUGACCGGCCCUACUACUUGUUCCAUGAUCAUUUCCAAAAUCAACACACUUGUUGCUUCCACUUCAGACAACUCACUUUCCGAAGAGAAUGUGUCAAAAUUAAAGGACUCAUUUAUGAAGCAUUCGUUGGAAAAGGACCAGAUGAUAAAGGUUCUUCAGACAAAACUGGUUUCACUGGAUCAAUUGAAAGAGAACCAAGAUUUUCUACUGCAGGAAAAUCGCAACCUAAGUGAUCAGAUAAUGAUGGAACGAAACAACUCUCAGAGGAUCCAACAAGCUCUUAAUGAACAGAUUGAGAGAGAAAGGUUCACCUUCGAGUCAGAGUCCAAAUCACUUUAUAACAGACAGUACCAGCUACUAAGGGAAAAUGACCAGUUAUCUAGGGAAAUUUCCAGCCUGAAAGAGUCCCUAAAUGCACUACUUAAUUCUGACAAUUCUCUACAAAACGAUUUUCUCAGUUAUAAUCAUAAUCUCAACAAUGACGAUCACAAUGAAAACAGAGAAACGGGUCUUAUAGAGACUAAAUAUGAGCGACUACUAUCGAUUUAUAAUUCAUCAUCACAAAGUUUGGGAACUAAGGUACACUCACCUGAAACGUAUAAGAAUCACCCUGAAUUCGAUUUUUCACUCAGAGCAAACAUCAAUUAUCCGAGAAUGAUUUAUCAUCAAACUUAA
Molecule: messenger RNA, 4530 nt
Organism: Theileria parva strain Muguga
Lineage: Eukaryota; Apicomplexa; Aconoidasida; Piroplasmida; Theileriidae
Exons: 3
Coding region: 1-4530 (1509 amino acids)
Source: RefSeq, a predicted model, not a curated record